Pocillopora verrucosa is the source of this 1874-nucleotide messenger RNA. The record is from RefSeq and is a predicted model, not a curated record. NCBI's taxonomy places the organism in Eukaryota, Metazoa, Cnidaria, Anthozoa, Scleractinia, Pocilloporidae.
UGCAGGAGUGUUAAGAGAGUUCCUUUCGUUUUCAGGAUAUCGUUUGUAUUUUAAGUAACCAUGAGUAAAAGAGCCUCUACCAAGAGGCAAAAACAACAAAAACAAGGUCUGGACGCUGCAGAGGAUCACUUCAAGGAGGCUUGCGAAAUAUUUCAGCGAGAAGCAGCUAGACUUCGCCAAGAGCAGGAAGCGAUCGACGCCAUGUCGAAGAAGUUGGAACAUGCUCACUUUUCUUCAACUAUACAGCUAAAUGUCGGGGGUCAUCGCUUCACAACAAGUCUUCAAACGCUUACCAAGGAUCCAAAUUCAAUGCUGGCGGCCAUGUUUUCCGGGAUGUUUGAAAUGAAACCCAGUGAAGACGGCGCUUUCUUUAUCGACCGAGAUGGAACUCACUUCCGGUUUAUACUUAAUUAUCUUCGCAAUGGUAAGUUGACUUUACCGGAAGGUGCAACAUUUCUGAAAGAACUUGCUGAUGAAGCUGAAUUCUACCAGAUCCAAGGAAUUCUGGAAGAGUUGAAGCCUAAAGAACCGAAGAAUUUUGAAGAAUCAGUGAUUCUGACAAAUGAAGAGCACCGAAGCAAGCUUAAUAGUUGGCUGCCUCAAUACGAUAGAUGGCAUCUACUGUUCCGAGCAUCUCGAGAUGGCUUCAGAGCUCAAACUUUUCACGCCAAAUGUAAUAGCAAAGGACCCACGGUUACAGUUGUGAAAAGUGGAAACAAUAUUUUUGGAGGCUUCACGGAAAAUUCGUGGAAAAGUCACGCUAACUACGUGCACUGCUCACAGUCAUUCUUGUUUAGCAUGGUGAAUCCGCAAGGAGUGGCCCCGAGUAAACUGCCUCUUGUGAAAAAUCAGGAGUGUGCCAUUAAGUGUAGGAGCGACCAUGGACCAACCUUUGGAGGAGGGCAUGACAUAUAUAUAUCACAUAACGCAAACACAAGUGGUGCAAGUUACAGUAAUCUCGGCCACACGUAUCAGCGUCCCACCGGACAGCAGAGCACAUUCUUCACAGGAGCUCCACAUUUCAAUGUGACGGACUUCGAAGUCUUUGGAAUCUGCUAAUGACAGCCGUCACAAACAUUUGAGAAGCCAGCAGGCUAAACUUCACAAUGAUUUGAACUAUCUACUCGGUUAACUCUUUGAAAAGCUUAACUUUUAUUUCCAUUUUUUACAUCGAAAAGCACUAUUUUAUUCUGUCUGCAACCAAAGUAAAGUACAAGAUUCCCGUAGAAACCCAUACUACACUAUCAGACUAUGUCUCUACGGAAAUCUUUUCAAGCAAAGUUCCACACUUCAUUAUAAACUGUUCUUUCAGGUUGAAAGUAAUGGCAAACAGUAAAUUGCCUUUAAUUUGGGAUCACAGCUUUGCAUUGUUUUAGAAUAGUAUUGGGUUAUACGGAAAGCUUUCUAGUUGUUUGGCUGACGGAGAAGAAGCCGUCACAAGUACUGAAACAAAAUCUAUUUGAGACCAUUUAACACUUUAAUUUUUAGUGGAUACCGCCGACAGCCACUCUAUACAAUUCCCGAGGUAGAGAAUCAAUCUGUCGAAAAGCUGUUAACGAUCCAAUUGUUUAAAAACUUUUUUCGUUUGUGCACUCGUUUCACCGGUUAAAGAAGGCCAGAUGAAACAAAACAAACAAAAAUUAGGAUUUGGUAGGCCGCUCUUUACAUGGAACGUAAUAAAUAUAUUGUUGACUUGUCGGUUGUGUAUUCGUGUGAAUUGUCAGACUUCUGACGAUUCUUGCUGAAAGAAUAAAAUUUUCAAUUCAUGAAGCUAUGUAACUCAUCGGACGAAUGCUGCCUACCGCACUGAUUGUGAUUCAAAUGGCGGACAUAAGAUAUAAUCGGUGAUACUAACCUAAAUAUGACCGCUGUUU